Molecule: messenger RNA, 2496 nt
Organism: Oncorhynchus mykiss (rainbow trout)
Lineage: Eukaryota; Metazoa; Chordata; Actinopteri; Salmoniformes; Salmonidae
Source: RefSeq, a predicted model, not a curated record
CAUUCCAUUUCUCCAUAGCAAUAGAAUGUAAACAUUCUAUUUUAUGCCAAACAUUGCCUACAACUCAAUUCUAAGUGCAGCAUAUUGGACGACUCCACAGUAAUUGAUCAUUCGUGACUUUAACUUAUCCCUGUUAUCUCUAGAGCAUCCCGUAUAUCUAUAGCGCUGCGUUUCUACCCCAUCUUACCAUGGAUAGGGUUUGGUGCAUUCCGGAGUUCACUUAUGGUCCCACAAAGGUAAUCUUUGGAGAUAUUCAUUUUAGCAUACUGUAAAUGCCUGUGCACAAUGUGCAUAACAAAGCAUCAUUAUUGUCAUUCUCUUCAAAGGAAUUCUGUAGAAGCAGCCUUUAUUUCCAGACUCUGCAGGCCUGCUGGGAGGAAACAUAUUACAAUAAACAGAAGAAGCUCAUGGUCCACUAUCUGCUGCUCCAGAGUCAAGGCCAGGUGCCGCACCAUGUCACCACGGAGCACAUGAGCGGCUGGCUGGUGUCUCAGGGCAAAAAAUCCCUUAGGGAGAGGGUGUGGAAGGAAACCCUGGAGGAGGGGAAUGACCUCGCUCGGCUGACCUGGGAAGUCAACACUUGCCUAAAAAUGAUAGACAUAGAGCACGAGGCUGUCUGCAAGCUCCGCCGCUCCUUGCACUCCACCUCGCCAGCUGACAUCGACCCUAAGGUCCACAGCAUUGUGGAAAGAGCUGUAAGGAGCAUUAUGGGCGAGCUGUCCAAUGAGCCCCGUAACAACCUGCUCAGCCCAUCCCAGGUGGUUGUGGAGGUGGUGCCCAGGCUCCUCCUGGCCCUGUGGCUUCAGCCAAAGGAAGGCCAUUCAGGGCACCCAAUCCUAAUAAGCGGGAUGGCCGUGGGCAUGGUGGCGGCCGUAGUGGAGAAGCUCUCCAGCAUGUUAAAGGCCCCUUCUCCUCAAAUCCCUUUCUCCCGCACUGCGGCUUUUGAAUCUGUCUGGUCAAUCCUCGGGAGAAUCAGUCAGUCCUUCUCCACGGAUGACCUCCAGAGCCCAUUUUAUGUGAGAUCUGUCUGUGCCUUUGUGGCUGACGAGGUACAGAGCUGCUUCCAGCCCCCUGCAGCCACCUUACCAGUCCUCCCUGUCGUCGCCGCGGCCAUCUCCACCACACCUCCAGACAUCCUAGCAGAGGCAGACCCGGCUUCUUCCGACAUGGAGGUUGUGAAUAUCAUCGCUAACACAGAGGCAGACCAGGAUUCAGCCCACUUGGAGGUUGUGGACAUCACCUCUAGCAUAGAGGCAGACUCUGCUUCUUCCCACCUUGAGGUUGUGGACAUCACCCAUAACACACAGGCAGACACGGCAUCUUCCAACCUGGUGGUUGUGGACAUAACACGUAAGGCAGAGGCAGACCCGGACAGUUCCCAUCUGGAAGUUGCGGACAUCGGCCCUAAAACAGAGGCAGACAGAGCUUGUUCCCACUUGAAGGUUGUGGAAAUCACCCCUAACACAGAGGCAGACCCAGCUAAUUCACACCUGGAGGUUCAGGACAUCACCCCAAAGACACAGCAAGAUCCAGCUUCUUCCCACCUUGAGGUUGUGAACAUCACCCUUAACAGAGAGGCAGAUCCGGCAUCUUUCCACCUGAAUGUUGUGGACAUCACCCCUAAUAGGGAGGCAGAGCCCAUCUCUUCCCUCUUGGAGGUUGUGGAUGUCACACCUGAAGAAAGGACUCUCAAGAUGGCCGUCUUCGCCACUCUGCCAACUGACAUCCAAGCAGAGGAUGUUGCUGUGGUCACCCCAGAUGUCACCCCACACGUCACCAAGGAUGUGACACUGGAUGUUCCAUGCAGAGCUGCAUGCAAAGGGAAAGUCCGGCAAUUUUUCUUCAGGCUUUGGAGGGCAGUGUGCUGCUGCGCCUGCCACAAGGAAGAGGAGGAACAAUAUUAGUUAUUCAUCAGACCUUCAGAAAUGGGAUUGAACCAUAGACCAUUAAAUUAUUCACAUUAUAAUAAUUGGAUUCAAUUCUGCUUUUCCUGUUUACUACUUAAUUUCAGAACAUUUCUAUGAACUUUCACUUUGCAAGUGUGGAGUAGGUUGUGUAAAUAAGUGGGAAACAUCCCAAUUUUAAUGCUUUUAAUAAUUUACUUACUAUAUGUAAAAAAAUAAAGUAGUAUUUGACAACAACAAAAAACGGAGGGAGCUCAACCAACGUUGAGUUGAGGUGCAACCAAAACCUUUAAUCAUCAUAGAAAAGGAAAAAGCGCAACUCUUGCGCACAAUAAAAAAUGCAUUGUUUUAUUCAACAAGGUUAAAAGAUGAACAUUUUGACCUAAUCUAUGACAAUAUGCAAGUUGUGUUUGCCCAGGAAAAGGGUGACCCAGACUCACCCUGGUUCUUGAGGGUUGCAGACAGUGAAAAGAUAUCAUUAAGUAAAUGGGACUUUUCAAAUCUUGAAUAAAAAUCUAUAAUGAACAUGAAUUUAAAUACAACUGACUUGAGGAUCAGAGCAGGCUGGCUGACUGGCUAGCCCUGAAAGCCC